Messenger RNA from Prorocentrum cordatum, 1197 nucleotides. NCBI's taxonomy places the organism in Eukaryota, Dinophyceae, Prorocentrales, Prorocentraceae. The record is from the annotation of a GenBank genome assembly.
GGGGGCGGAACCUCCGAGCCUCCGCAGUGCCCCGCUGGAGCGGGCACUUGGCGCAUGGACGCGCUAGAGGCCGUGCUAGCCAGGAGUGCAGGCAGGCGGAAACAGCUCAACGCGGCGGCUGCGGAGUUCAUUCCGUCGGGAGGGCGCUGGGUGCUGCUUCCCCAGCCUGCUGCGCUCCCCGAUGUGGUGCACGUGGGCGUGCGAUGCACCUGCGGUGCCGUGGCCUUCACGAGCGUGCAGGAGCCCGCCGCCGAGGGGUGCAGGCUGCCGCGGAUGCCGCUGGCCGAGGGCCCUGCGGGGAUGGCUGCCCAGGCGUUGGCCGAGGGCGGAGGCACUGUUCGGGCCCCUACGGGGGAUGGCUGCCCUGCCGCUGUGGCCGCGGGCGCUUCGCAGGCGGCUGUGCCUGUGGACGGUGCGAGUCACGGUGCCACCCCAUCGGGCCUAGUACCUGGGGGCUUCGGAACGUCUCCCAUCUGUUCUCCUGUAUGUUCGAGCGGCAUCAGCGAGAAGAUGUGGAGAGCAAGGUCGGAGAUUUCCCGCACGUGGUUGGGGCCGCCCCUGUUGGAGGCUCGGCGCCAGGCGAUGGUCUUGGAGAGGAUUCCAUUUCUGUCCUCUCGCUGUGCAUUGCUAAAUUUUCUGGUGCUGCCUUUGUAUGCUCUAUUUCACGUUUUCUUUAGACGCUGGGAGUGAACGCUGAUUUUAGCGUGUGUCGUAUGUGGCUUCCAGGUCUUCGCACAUUCAGAGGAUUGAUUGUGGUUCCCUGGCGCAGCAUCUGCGAUUUAUUCUUCUUGUUUUCGAAGCACGUUGAGAUCAGUCAUGCAUGUGUCUGCAUCAGGGCGUGGAGUUGCCAACCGAAGGAUCGAUGUUUUCUCCUGCAAGGAUGGGUGCUUUGAGUGGAUUCGCUUUACAUGUCGGCCGCGGAUUGCUGUUUGUCGCGUAAGACUGUGCAUUGCUCGUAAGUGUUGAAUGUGGCUUCCUGGCACACCAUAGAGUUAUUGUAUGUGGCUUCCUGGCGCUAGAGCAUGUAUCACUCGUGCGUGGCAGCAGAUUUUCGUUCGCCAUUGUCAAUUGUGUCCCUCAUUGCGUCUUUCCUCCAAGAGUGAUUGCAUCGAUUUUCCACCACCUCCCUCCCCGCCUCAGUAUUACAAUGCGUCAGCAGGCCUGUCCCGCCACAGUUUGCAUUGCGUUUGCGGGGCG